Molecule: messenger RNA, 4768 nt
Organism: Serinus canaria (Common canary)
Lineage: Eukaryota; Metazoa; Chordata; Aves; Passeriformes; Fringillidae
Product: KN motif and ankyrin repeat domain-containing protein 1-like
Exons: 11
Coding region: 550-3423 (957 amino acids)
Biological process (GO): negative regulation of actin filament polymerization
Cellular component (GO): cytoplasm; cytoskeleton
Molecular function (GO): protein binding
Source: RefSeq, a predicted model, not a curated record
UGCCGAAGGGCACAGCAAUGCUCGGGGCUCGAGGAAAGGAAAGGGGUUGAUGUUCUCUGGUAAAGCUGUAGGGAGCCUAUAGCGCUGUAGGUGUGAGGGGGUUGGUAGAGCUGAUCCCCACGUGGGUAAGUUUGUGUGUGGACUCUACACCUGUUGUGUGUGAGCUCAGGGAGGUCCCUGGGGGGCUGGAGUGGGUGCAGAGCCUGGGCGGCCCCUUUGGCCUCCCAGCCAACCGGGCCAUCAAUGACGACAACUCCAGAAAUAACAGUCCAACCCUGAAAUUAGACUGUUGAGAUGAUAAUUUCCCUUUCUCUCCCUGGGUCAGCACUGUGCACCCACCCACCUGGAUCCAGCUCCUCCAGCAGCAGCCCAGCCCCAGCAUAGACAGCUGGCCACGGUUGCCUGGACAAAUAAGCACAGGCUGUCCCAUACAGCCCCUGCAGCAGGGGACAGGGAGACGAAGGUGUCGUGAGCCCUGGAUACCUACUGCUGCACCCAGCUACAGUGCUGGCAGGUUGACGGUCUUCUGGUCCGCAGCAUUCCAGGAAGAUGGCUCAGCCAGCACCCCUGAACCAGAACCUCCCAGAUCUUGGGGGCCCAUUCUUGUAUCGGGACCAGGACGAUGGAGAGAAAAGCUCGUAUUCUGUGGAAACCCCUUAUGGCUUCCUGCUGGACCUUGAUUUCCUGAAAUAUGUUGAUGAUAUUGAAAGUGGCCAAACACUCAAGAAAGUGCCACUGCCUCGCAGGGUGAAAGGGUCCCGUCCACUGCCCAGCACGCUGCGCAGCCCCAGCAGCCACACCAGCGCCUGGACCUCCACCGAGUCCCUCACCUCCACGGCCAGCGAGGAGGGCAGGACUGCGCUGCUGCUGUCCCCGCACGGCCGAGCACCCCUGGAGCCUGCGAGCAAGUCAACCUCCCACCCCAUCUUGCCGCCGCCAGUGCGGCUGCUCCCACCUCCCACCCGCAAGUGCCUUGUGCCAAACCCACGGGUGGAGAAGACCUUGCUGGAGACAAGCAGGAGGCUGGAGCAGGAGCAGGGCCGUUUGCAGGAUAUUGGUGGUCCCUCCCACGUUGGCCUGCCGGGUGCCCUGGGCCAGCCACCCCACUGGGUGCCAGUGGGUGCCGAGGGCCAGGCAGGCUGGGGCCGGGUGAGCCCUGGCAGCUCGGGGCGCAGCACUCCAGCUGCAGGGCUCGGCACGGCCCCGCUGCAGCAUGUGCGGGAGCAGAUGGCUGCAGCCCUGCGGCAGCUCCGGGACCUGGAGGAGCAGGUGAAAACCAUCCCACUCCUGGAGAUGCAGAUCUGCGAGUUGAAGAGGGAGAAGGCAAAGUUGCUGGAGAAGCUGUCGGCAGAGCCUGGCGAGGCAUUGUAUCACCCCUCUGGCUCUGAGGCAGGGGCAGAGGGUGAGGAGGGGCCCCGUACAGGGCCAGAGAGCGAAGCAGAGCCAGUGAAGGGACGAACAAGUAAAAUUGCAGAGCUGAGGAAGCUAACAGAGAAGCUGGCUGUGCCGGAGCGGAACAUCAGGGCUUGGCCAGGCAAGAGGGUGGCUGAGAGGCCGUGCCGCUCUGUGGCAGUGGGUGAGGAUCGGGCCAUGACAGAUGCCGUCUUCUACUACCGGUCGCAGCAGGAGAGUGGGGAUGCUCCAGAGAGCGGCACGCGGCAACACAGGGAUGUGGCCAUCUGGGUGAUCGAGUCCUCGCUGGGGCUGGCCACUGAGGCAGAGCGGGAGCUGGAGCUGCUGCAGCAGACGGUAGGGCACCAGAAGGAGGUAAUCACCCUGAUGGAGGGGCACCUGCAGGAGGCCACGCAGGAGCUGGAGGAGCUGCGGCUGGAGGUGUGCGCCCGCCGGCCCCAAGGGCAGGUGGACAAGGAGGUGAUGGCCAUGCCACAGGUGGCCGAGGCACUGGUGGAGGCUGUGGUAGUGACACAGAGCCGGGCAGUUGGCGACCCCCCAAAGACAGCAGAAGCAGGUGUGGAGUGCUGCCCCCCAACCUCCUGUGUCGCCGUGGGCUGCCGCCCUGAUGGGCAGGAUGUGGCAGUUGGACCUGAUUCAGCUGCCAGCUGUGAUGACAAGGGUAGCCAGACAGAUGUGGGCAGCAUUGUCCUGGCAGGAGAGGAGAAGGAGCCUGGUGCGGGUGAGAUGAUGGAGCCUGGCCUGGGUGAUGGCCUGAGCAGCCCUUCAGCGCCAGGUGCAGGAGCAACGGCGGGGAUGUGCUCAGCCAGCCAAGGCCCUGGGCCAGCUGUACUGGAGACAACACACAGCAACUGGGACCCAGCCCCAGCACAGGACAGUGGAGCUGCCCCAAGCCCUACAGCCAGAGCCCUGAAGUCCAUCAUGAAGAAGCGGGAUGGUCCUCCCCGGAGCAAGGCAGAGGGCAGCAAGAAGAGCCUGCAGUUUGUGGGAGUGCUGAACGGAGAGUAUGAGAGCACAUCCAGUGAGGAGGAUGAAGAAGGCAACAACUCCUCUGAGAAGGCUUUGGCCAACAGCUCCAACAGUUCAGAGCAGGGAGACACCGAAACCUCAGAAGAGGAGGCCGGGGAAGGCACGUGCGAGCCCAGACUGGAGUGCAAGGGGACUGAUAUGACCCUGCUGGAGCCCCCUGAGGUGAAGGAAAAGUUCGAGCUGAGCCCCAGGAUGAGGGAGGCCUGCCUCAUUGUCAAGACCCACCUGGGCCACCUGGGUGCUGCCAAGAGCAAAGAGGUGCUUGCCAGCAGCAGCCUGGUCCUUCAGGAGUGGUUCCGUCUGUCCAGCCAAAAGUCGUCCAUCCCUGACAUGGUUGCCAACCACCUCCUGGCCUUUGCUGAAGUCUCACCAGCUCUUCUGGCCCACGUGGUGAACCUGGCAGACGGGAAUGGCAACACAGCCCUGCACUACAGUGUCUCCCACUCCAACUUCCACAUCGUGUGGCUGCUGCUGGAUACAGGGAUAUGUAAUGUGGACCACCAGAACAAAGCUGGGUACACCGCCCUGAUGCUGGCAGCACUGGCAGCUGUUGAGCAGGAGGAGGACAUGAAUGUGGUCAGGAGGCUUUUCAGCAUGGGCAACGUCAACGCCAAGGCCAGCCAGGCUGGCCAGACGGCGCUGAUGUUGGCUGUCAGCCACGGCCGGCAGGAGAUGGUGGAAGCCCUGCUCGCCUGCGGGGCCGAUGUGAACCUGCAGGACGAGGAGGGCUCCACCGCGCUGAUGUGUGCCUGCGAGCAUGGCCGCCUGGAGACCGUGAAGCUGCUGCUGGCUCAGCCCACCUGCAACAUCUCUAUCGUGGACAGUGAUGGUAACAAUGCUGUUGCCGUCGCGCUGGAGGCCGGUCACAGUGACAUUGCUGCGCUCCUCUACACCCACCUCAACAGCACGAAGACACAGGUACCUCAGGGGACUUCACUGACAGCCACAAAGAGCCCUGGGAGUCCAAAGAAACCAAAUUAGAGCGACCUUGGGAUCCAGUCAGGGGCCUCCAUCAGCACUGGGCUGUGAUUCACAUCCCCUCACCUGCCACCUCUCUGUGCCAAACCGCUCUCUGCAGCUUUAGUCCUGUCACAAGCACCAUCCCUGGCCUCCCUCACCCGUCUCCUCCACUGGAUGCAGUCCACACGUGGCCACCUCACCACCAAGUGACCGGAGCCAAGUGACAUAAGGGUGGGACAUGCAGGGAGCAGAAGCCACCCCAUCCCCUCUGCUCCCUGCCACGACCACUGGAGCUGUGCCACCUGUGAGCCCUCAGCAAGGAAGAACAGCAGAGAACCAACCCAGAAGAAACACCACCUGGUUUGUGCUCUCUGGCAGCUCUGAGAAGGCAGUAGGGACAGUGACAUGGAGCCAGGAGGGCAAGGGACAGCUCCUGGCCCCAGCAGGGACACUGCUCGGCAGGUACACCCUGUACAGCAAUGAGAGAGGGAAUGCUGCCUUGGACAGGGCUGGAAGUAUUUCCAGACUCAAAUACUUGCCCUUCUUUUCUGGCAUUUCCUUUCCUGGCUGAAAUCUGAUUUUUUUCCUCUUUUCAAGCACGUGCAUACAAAGUAAAAAAAUUAUAUUGCUUGGCCAAGGGAUGAAGUUCAACAUGAAAUCACUUGGGACUUGAUUUGCUCAAUGGGAGCAAAACCUCUGAGCAGUUGAGUUGCAGCCAAGUGACGAAAGGGGCUGAGGAUGCAUUUGGGGACUAAUUCUGCCUAUCUUAUAACCGACAAGGGGAGCAGGUCCUUCUCCCAAGGAAGAGAGACCAAUUACCUCCUAAACAUUUCCCUAAUUAGCCAAUCCCCCAGACUGUGCAGACAGCCAGAGCCUACAGCAAAGUCCCUCUCUGCCCACUUUUCAUCCCAAAAGGGAGGGCAGCUGAAGACACCACCAGGAAAAACACAUGGGCCAGAAGAGCUCAGAGCACACACUUGGAAUCUGCAAAGGGGAACAUGUAUGUUAGAGAAUGUGUCUGUGCAAGUGUGUGAGCACCAUGUGGGGUGGGAACAGGGUAAGGACAAUGACCAGAAGAAAGGUUUUGCAUGGCAAUGCAGCUCUGCUCUGAGCCUUUCACAAAGGCAUUGUUGUGGCCCACAUCCCUGCUCCUUGGCCCAGCCUACCCACUUCUGCCCCUGCCUGACCUGCUCUGAGCUGGGGAGCCCCACAGCCCUCUGCAGAAAUUUGCUGUCAGCUUUGCACUGGAGUUAAUAUACAGCGCUUGCUGCCACUCCCUAAUACACUACUCUGUUUACUGGUAUUUCAAUACUGAUGUUUAUUUUUAAGAUAUAAAUAAAAUUUAAAGUUAUUUUGAAAUAUUACA